AUGAAGUAUCUCCCCCUCCGCGACUUCCAGCCGGUGACGAACGCACUGAACUUCUCAAAGCCAGACCUGCACGUCAUAGGUGGCUGUGACGUCUACACCACAAAAGCCGCCGGGCAGGACAAGAAGCUCUACAAGACCAUCGAAAAUGAUCUUGAGUCGCAACACGAGUCUCUGGUGCGCCUGUCCGCGUCGCUAAGUCCGCCUCCCAGACCCGCAGCCAGCGAUGACGGCAGGAGUGACGGCAGCGAUCGCCGGCACUCGAGUGUACGUGCGCGCUCACUCGGCCCUCCAUCCAUCGACCUCUCGCGAAACUCGCCGUUUGGCUCGCUUAGCAAGAUAUCGGCACGUCGCACUUUCGCAUAUAUGAUCGCAACGCUUAACGCUUCGCACCCAGAUUACGACUUCUCGCACACCUUGCGCCCUUCCGACUUCCACAAGGAGAGGAGCCUCCAGAAGAUCAUGCUUCGCUUCGAUUCGACCAUGCAAAACCUCCGCCCCUCGCGCAACAGCCUUGCCCCUGGAGCCUACUACCACGUACCUCCCUCAUCGCGGCUUGCAAACGCGGCGCCGCCUUUUGGCAGCAGCUUCGGUUCGGACGUCUGGAGCCCGCGAAUGUGGGCUGUCCUCGACAAGGAAAUGUCGCUGCGCCAGUGCGAGAAGUACUCUUAUUCGCCCGCCCGAGACCCCUUUGAUGGUGAGGAAGGCGCGCUCUGGAGCAUCCACUACUUCUUCUUCAACAAGCAGAAGAAGCGCGUCUGCUACCUCUACCUGCGCGGCUUGAGCGUGCUCAGCCACAGUCCCGUCAACGCGCCCACAGCGCUGUUCGGCUUCUCACGCGGCCAGCGACGGAAGGCUAGCAGCAUUUCCGUCGGCGAGGGCGCGACGAAGCGGGCGAAGUACUGGUUUGGCGGGAGCAGCAAUGCGCGGGGUUACGAUGGCGAAGGUGAGGACGAUGAUGACGAAAUGGUGGAGGAUGAUCCUGACGAUGACGAGUAUGAGGUUCCGUACAUGGAUCUGGACGAUAUCAGGACCGGCCUUGCGGACGGGUAUUAUGACCCCGACUUGGGAUGUGUGGACUUUACUAUGAUGUGA
Molecule: messenger RNA, 1092 nt
Organism: Saxophila tyrrhenica
Lineage: Eukaryota; Fungi; Ascomycota; Dothideomycetes; Mycosphaerellales; Extremaceae
Gene: MAF1
Product: RNA polymerase III-inhibiting protein maf1
Exons: 2
Coding region: 1-1092 (363 amino acids)
Biological process (GO): negative regulation of transcription by RNA polymerase III
Cellular component (GO): nucleus
Molecular function (GO): RNA polymerase III core binding
Source: RefSeq, a predicted model, not a curated record